Molecule: messenger RNA, 4527 nt
Organism: Penicillium cinerascens
Lineage: Eukaryota; Fungi; Ascomycota; Eurotiomycetes; Eurotiales; Aspergillaceae
Exons: 3
Coding region: 1-4527 (1508 amino acids)
Biological process (GO): phospholipid translocation
Cellular component (GO): plasma membrane
Molecular function (GO): ATPase-coupled intramembrane lipid carrier activity; ATP binding; ATP hydrolysis activity
Source: RefSeq, a predicted model, not a curated record
AUGGCUUCCGUGCGCUUCCCUGAUGACAACCUCGAUGUGCCGGAUAGCGAGAUCCAGGAGACUCCCAGCAACAUCUCAAAACCUACCAAGCGGCAAAGAUGGGCUACUACGCGGCACGCCGGCUCCGGUGGCGUGCGGAAACGUGUCUCCAUCAUCGACCGCUUUCACAAACGGUCGGAUGUGAGAGACGAGAAGCGUAGGUCCACCGGUGCCAGCUCGACAACCGAUAAUGCCUCCACGAGCGGCGAGGAAUCCUCUGGGCUUGACUCGAACCGAACGAUUUACUUCAACAUCCCGAUCCCCGAAUCCGAACGCGAUGAAGAAGGCCACCUGAAAUUCACCUAUCCCAGGAACAAGAUCAGGACGGCCAAGUACACUGCCUUGACCUUCGUUCCGAAGAACGUGUGGCUACAGUUCCACAACAUUGCGAACAUCUACUUCCUGUUCGUUAUUAUUCUCAACUUCUUUCCCAUUUUCGGUGCCGACAACCCGGGCCUGAACGCCGUCCCGCUGAUUGUCAUUAUUGUGGUGACUGCGAUCAAAGAUGCGAUUGAAGAUUGGGGGCGAACUGUCGUGGAUAACCAAGUGAACAACUCCCCCGUCUACCGACUGGUCGAAUGGAGUAACGUGAACUCGACCGAAGAUAGCAUUGGGCUCUGGCGUCGGGUCAAAAAGGCGAGCACUCGUGGCACGAUCGCUUCGUACAAGUGGAUGAAACGCGUUUUCAACAAAAAGAACGGUGAAACGGCGGAUGCCGAGGAUGACCAGCGACGCGAGUCUUUCCUAACCACGGCGACCCCUCGAGCAUCGGUUUAUUCGCAUCGCGAUUCCAUGGCUGCCGACGUCGCGAUCCCGAUGACCGAUGUUCCUUCCCCCCAGCCCGAAGCCCGCGAAGAGUGGCCGAGCCAUCCCGAGAACAAGUACCUCUCUCCCGAUAGUGCCGCCCGCGAGAGUGUGGUGGCUCCGUCGCCCGACAAGAAAACCGGCACCGUGGUGGACCAAACCAAGGUGACACCCGGCAAGGCUCGGUUCAAGCGUGACUACUGGAAGAACAUUCAAGUCGGUGACUUCGUUCGAUUGUACAACGAAGAACCAAUCCCCGCCGAUAUUGUGAUUCUCUCUACCUCCGACCCCGAUGGAGCGUGCUAUGUUGAAACAAAGGGGCUGGACGGCGAGACGAACCUGAAGGUCCGGCAUGCUCUCCACUGUGGUCGUCAGGUCCGACAUGCCCGGGACUGCGAGAGGGCCGAGUUCACCAUAGAGAGCGAGGCGCCUCAUCCCAACCUGUACAGCUACAACGGUGCGAUUCGCUGGGAUCAGCGUGAUCCGCGGUUCCCCGAAGCUCCCCGCAAGGAGAUGGUAGAGCCCGUAACGAUCAACAACAUGUUGCUUCGUGGUUGCUCCCUGCGCAGUACAGAGUGGGUCCUCGGCGUGGUUGUUUUCACCGGCGGAGAGAGCAAGAUCAUGCUUAACUCUGGUGCGACGCCUGCCAAACGUGCUCGCCUGGCUAAGGAUCUGAAUUGGAACGUUAUCUACAACUUCAUUAUUCUGUUCAUCAUGUGUCUUGUCACUGGUAUAGUGAACGGAUUCGCAUGGGGUGCACCGGACAAGUCUUUAGACUUUUUCGACUACGGUUCCUACGGAGGCACGCCCCCUGUCACAGGUAUUAUCACCUUUUGGACGGCUGUCAUCUUGUUCCAGAACUUGGUUCCUAUCUCUCUCUACAUUUCUCUUGAAAUUGUUCGGACCAUCCAAGCAGUUUUCAUUCACAGUGACCUUUACAUGUACUACGAAAAGUUGGGACUCUAUUGCGUGCCCAAGUCGUGGAACAUUUCGGAUGAUGUGGGACAAGUUGAGUACAUCUUCUCCGACAAGACCGGUACUUUGACCCAGAACGUCAUGGAGUUCAAGAAAGCUACGGUCAACGGUGUGUCUUAUGGUGAAGCGUAUACAGAAGCACAGAUUGGCAUGAGGCGCCGCGAAGGUGCCAAUGCCGACGAAGAGGCUGCCCAGGCUCGCGCACAGAUUGCUGCUGACGGAGUCAGGAUGCUAGAAGGCCUCCGUCGUAUCCACGAUAACCCGUACCUGAAGGACGAGAACUUGACUUUCAUUGCUCCGAACUACAUCGACGAUAUUGCAGGGCAAUCCGGCGAGGAGCAGAAGAAGGCUGUAGAGCAUUUCAUGCUUGCUCUGGCCGUCUGUCACACCGUCAUCACCGAGCAUACCCCGGGCGAUCCUCCUCAGAUCGAAUUCAAGGCACAGUCGCCCGACGAAGCUGCCUUGGUCAGCACUGCUCGCGACUGCGGCUUCACUGUCCUCGGUCGCGCUGGUGAUGACUUACUCCUGAACAUCAUGGGUGAAGAACGCACGUACACCGUCUUGAACACCCUCGAGUUUAACUCUUCCCGAAAGCGAAUGAGCGCGAUCAUUCGCAUGCCUGAUGGUACCAUUCGUCUCUUCUGCAAGGGUGCAGACAGCGUCAUCUAUUCUCGCCUGGCUCGUGGCAAGCAGCAGGAGCUUCGACGGAAGACUGCCGAGCACUUGGAAGAAUUCGCCAAAGAGGGUCUCCGAACCUUGUGUAUUGCUGAUAAACUCCUCAGUGAGGAUGAGUACCACACUUGGGCUCGAGAGCACGACAUUGCCGCCGCCGCGAUCACCGACCGUGAGGAGAAGUUGGAGAAGGUCUCAAGCGAGAUCGAACAAGACUUGAUGCUCAUCGGCGGUACUGCUAUCGAGGAUCGACUCCAAGACGGCGUUCCGGAUACCAUUCAGUUGCUUGCGGAUGCUGGUAUUAAGCUAUGGGUUUUGACUGGUGACAAGGUCGAGACUGCCAUCAAUAUUGGUUUCUCGUGCAAUCUUCUCAACAACAACAUGGAGCUGAUUGUUCUCAACAUCGCCGAGGACCAGCGAGAGCAAGCUAAUAUGGAGCUUGACAAGCACCUGCAGACUUUCGGCUUGACUGGCUCCGACGAAGAAUUGGUCGCUGCCCGUCGCAACCACACACCACCCGAAGCCACGCAUGCAGUGAUUGUCGAUGGAGAAACCCUCAAGCUCAUGCUUGACGAUGAGCUGAAGCAGAAGUUCCUCUUGCUUUGCAAGCAGUGCAAGGCUGUUCUGUGCUGCCGUGUCAGUCCGGCUCAGAAAGCUGCUGUUGUCAACAUGGUCCGUCAUGGUUUGAACAUCAUGGCCCUUUCCAUUGGUGAUGGCGCCAACGAUGUCGCUAUGAUUCAAGAGGCCGAUGUCGGUGUUGGUAUUGCAGGUGAGGAAGGCAGGCAGGCCGUGAUGUCCUCCGAUUAUGCUAUUGGACAGUUCCGAUUUCUCCAGCGUCUGCUUCUUGUGCACGGUCGAUGGUCCUAUCGUCGCCUGGGAGAAUGCAUUGCCAACUUCUUCUAUAAGAACCUGGUAUGGACUUUCGCCCUCUUCUGGUAUUGUAUCUACAACGACUUCGACGGCUCCUAUCUCUUCGAUUAUACCUAUAUCGUUCUGGUCAACUUGGCGUUUACCUCGCUGCCUGUUAUCUUUAUGGGUAUCUUCGAUCAGGAUGUCGAUGACAAGGUCUCGCUGGCAGUGCCUCAGCUCUACAUGAGAGGCAUUGAGCGCAAGGAAUGGUCACAACUCAAGUUUUGGCUGUAUAUGGCCGAUGGCUUGUACCAAUCGGUGAUCUGCUUUUUCAUGCCCUACAUGCUAUACCAAGCAGCGAACUUUGCCACCGAAAGUGGCCGUGAUAUCAACGAUCGAACGCGUAUGGGUGUCCUGGUGGCGACUUGUGCCGUGCUUUCUAGCAACACGUACAUCAUGAUGAACACCUACCGCUGGGAUUGGUUCACGGGUUUGAUCAACGUGAUCAGUUCCCUUCUGAUCUUCCUCUGGACCGGUAUUUACUCUUCGUUCACCUCGUCGGGCCAGUUCUACCAGUCGGCUGCCGAGGUUUACGGUGCGCUGAGUUUCUGGGUUGUGCUGCUCGUAACAUGCAUAAUCUCUCUGCUCCCUCGCUUCACAUACAACGCUGUUCAAAAGGUCUUUUUCCCACUCGAUGUUGAUAUCAUCCGCGAGCAGGUGACCAUGGGCAAGUUCAAGCAUCUGGACGCAUAUGAUGAUGUUUUGCCCCCAAAAGCGGGGGAGGUGGCCGCCGUCUCGAGUGAUGAGUCGGCCACCUCCUCGGAAAUAACGAAGCCCAUUCAACCCAUCAUGAAGCAAGAUCCUUUCAACCCCGAUGAAGAGCAGUCUUUCUACUCGCCUUCCGUCGCUCACACCAACGGCCACAAUCCCCGCAGUCAGAACGGUAGCAAUGGCACCAACUACACCGCGAGCAUCGAUCAGCACCCGAGGCCACAGCCGGUGGACUACUUGCGACGAUCUCAUGACCGGACUCGUCAUUCCUUCGAACGGGGGCGGCAAAGUUUCGAGCAAAGCAACGACUUCACCUCGGCCGCUAUGCUUCAGCGAAUGGAAUCCAGCCACAUGCACGAGCCUGCCCAGGAUCCCUUCCAAGCACCCGGCGAGCUUCCUGGACAUAACAUGAUUUGA